GAUUAAUCAGACCAUCAAUACCGCCCAGUUGAAGCUGAUUCAGCCAAACUCGGUGAGUGAGUCAAUUCUGUUUGCUUUUCUCUCUUCAAGACAGCUACUUUUUAUCACACAUAGGAAUAGGAGGACCCAAUUUCUAUUGGGUCUUCUUCAGAAAACUGCUUUCUUUAGCAUCAAAUCAUUUUCUUCAUUAGGUUUAUCUAAACCAAAACAACAAAAUGAAGCUCAAAGACAUUCUUUUACAGUGUCUUAUCUCAUAAACUCAUGUGGGUUCUCACCAAAAUCUGCUCUUUUAGCAUCCCAUAAGGUACACUUUGAAAACCCAGAUAAACCAGACUUAGUGCUUAAUCUUCUUAAAGAGAGUGGAUUCAAUGACACCCAAAUCACCAAACUCGUCACAAAAAUCCCACUGCUGCUUUUAUCUCAUCUUGAGAAUACCCUUUUGCCCAAAUUCGAGUUUUUGCGCUCUAUAGGGGUUUCAGGGUCUGACCUCCCUAGAAUCCUUAGUUUGAAUCCUGACAUGCUGAGAAGGAGCUUAAAGAACAAUCUUAUUCCCUGCUAUGAUUUCCUCAAGAGUCUGCUUUUUGAGAAUGAGAAAGUCAUUACAGCUUUAGGGCGCUCUCAAAGGGCUUUGUUAAGUAAUGGAACAAAGACUAUGGUUCCAAAUAUUGCACUUUUGAGAGAAGUUGGAGCACCUCCAUCCACCAUCUCUUUCUUGGUGAUUCGUUCUCCGUCUGUUGCAUUCAUUAAGCUUAGUAAGUUUGUGAAAGCUGUCCAGGAGGUUAAGGAAAUGGGUUUUGAUCCUUCAAGAUUUGCAUUUGUGCAAGCAAUCUUAGUGGUUUUGUCAAUAAAAAAGCCAACGUGGGAAUAUAAAUUUGAGAUUUUUAGGAGGUGGGGUUGGUCUAAGGAGGACAUUCUCUUAGCGUUUAGAAGGUUUCCAAAUUUUAUGCUUUUAUCGGAUGAGAAGAUCACAAAAGUAAUGAACUUCGUUGUGAACAAAUUGGGACAGCCAUCAACGGAUAUUCUUAUGAAUCCUGUGGUUUUGAAUUUAAGCUUGGAGAAGAGGAUUAUCCCUAGGUGUUCAGUUGUUCAAAUUUUGUUAGCCAAGAAUUUGAUCAAGAGUGAUUUAAGCUUAGCGACUUUCUUACUACCUAAUGAGAAGCUCUUUUUGGAGAAGUUUGUUAUAAAAUUUCAGGACAAUGUUCCUCAAUUGUUGAGCAUGUAUCAAACUAAAAUGGAUCUUUUGGAUGUAGAAAUUCAAUCUAAGAAGAUCUUCAGAGACCGCAAGACUAUUAAGGAGGUUCACAAACUAGAUCUCCGUACAUUGAAGCGCAGCCAAUUCUAAUAACCUACAUAGUUCUACAUACAUGCAAUACCUGGAACAGAGCUCUUGCCGUGAACAUUUAAAAAAUUAAGUUUCUGGAGCAAACUUGUUCUCAUGUGGCUGAAUGGGCAUUGAGUUAUAGGGAAACUGGAUUUGAUCCAAUUAAUACGUUGUACAUAUUAUUGGGGACCUUUGAUAUGGACGUUGGACAAGGUGAGGUCCCCAUUAUUCCCUUAAUUGGUGUUCACCAUUGCCUUUUGUUAUCACAGGAAACUUUGUCUCCACCUCGUGCAUCUAUAGAUCAAGUCCCCUAUAUGUCUUGUACUUCGUGGUUGAUUCAAUUUGCAAACAAAAUGAAAGUUUCUUUGCUUUGUCUUUUUUGGGUCUUUGAGUUUGAAGGUUCAGGUCAAGUAUUUCGUGGAGAGUGCCAUAACCGGAUAGUGUGAAGUUGAAGUAUGGAAGUUGGCAACGGCGACUGGAUCUAACCAGUGUGGGAGAAUUACAGAAUAACGUGAAAUGUGUUUUGGUUCAAUAGUAAUUGCUGAGCUGGCUUUGUACUUGUUUAUAAGGCAAUUUUUGACAUGUCUUAUUUUUAUUGUGCAAUCUCAUACAUAUUGCAGGAAUUGCAUGUUAAGCAAUUGCAUAUAGUCUGCUCCCCUAAAUAAUGUUGCCACAUCAUUAAAAAUAUGCCAACUCAUUUUUC
Messenger RNA from Quercus lobata, 2024 nucleotides. RefSeq lists its product as uncharacterized. The record is from RefSeq and is a predicted model, not a curated record. The coding region runs from base 518 to 1342 and encodes 274 amino acids. Gene Ontology annotation, biological process: regulation of DNA-templated transcription. The transcript has 2 exons. Gene Ontology annotation, molecular function: double-stranded DNA binding. Lineage: Eukaryota; Viridiplantae; Streptophyta; Magnoliopsida; Fagales; Fagaceae.